AUGGCUACUACCGCUAAAGAUGGAGAGUUGCGAAUAAAGCCUUCGUCUUUUCGUAGUACUAUUAGUAAAGAUGAUGCGAAUUUUAAACCCGAAAAGGAUCGUUAUCAUCUGUACAUUAGCUGGGCUUGUCCAUUUGCCAACAGAACUGUCACUGUACGUGCGUUGAAAGGUCUUGAAGACGUUAUUGGAUUGAGCGUUGUUGAUUCCUUUUUGGGUGAGGGUGGGUGGAAAUUUAGCACUCCCGAGGAAACUCCUGGAUCUAUUCCAGACACUGUAAAUAAUGCUAAAUAUCUCCGAGAAUUAUAUUUUAAGGCUAAUCCUGAUUACGAUGGAAGAUAUACUGUUCCUGUUCUUUGGGAUAAAAAAUUGCAAACAAUUGUUAACAAUGAAUCCAGUGAAAUAAUCCGCAUUUUUAAUGAUGUGUUCGAUGAAUUUGUCCCAGAAACAAAGGGUAAAACUUUUUACCCAAAACAUCUUGAAAGUGAAAUUGAUAACAUAAAUAGUUGGAUUUAUGAUAGAAUUAACAUUGGUGUUUAUAAAUGUGGAUUUGCUACAACCCAAGAGGCUUAUAAUAAUAAUAUUGAAAAUCUUUUUGAAGCAUUGGAUAAUGUGGAAGCCAUUCUUUCUAAAAAUGAGUUCCUUGUUGGAAACACCUUUACCGAAGCAGAUAUCCGACUUUGGACCACUAUUGUUAGAUUUGAUCCAGUUUAUCAUACGCAUUUUAAAACAAAUUUAAAAUCUAUUAAAUAUGACUAUCCAAACAUUCUUCGCUGGGCUAGGCAAAUUUAUAAAAUGCCUAAAGAAUUUACUGAUGAAGUUUCUGACAAGGAAAAUGAACAUCCUUCAAAUUUAUAUACUGAAGAUGAUGAAACUAGUCCUGUUACAACGAAAUCUACAGAUUUUUCCAAUAAUGAAUACAUUAGUGAUCACAAUGAGUCAGACGAUGAAAGGAUUAUGUAA
Molecule: messenger RNA, 960 nt
Organism: Cetraspora pellucida
Lineage: Eukaryota; Fungi; Glomeromycota; Glomeromycetes; Diversisporales; Gigasporaceae
Source: the annotation of a GenBank genome assembly